GUCUCUCAGUAAUCUCGAUCUCCCAUGCCACCAUAGCCGCCCGGUGCUCUCAUUUAGCGGUUAAUAAUAAAUGUUCGCUAAAAAAUGAAUAAAGAGAAAUAAAAAAGUUGAAGUUUAAAAAAAUAAUGACUAUGUGAAAUGUUUAAAAAAUAUUACAAUAAAUGAAAUUAUAGUACCUUUUACCAUGAUUUGGAGAAAUAUAGCGUUUUGUGCUGUAGUAAUUUUUGUUGUGGUGAAGUGCGUCUUAACCGCACCCGCUUAUCAUCAUUUGCGAGGACCACAGUACACAAUAAGCACGUCUCCAGACCGGAAGACGCCUUACAUCGAGGUUCGCAAUUCCACCUACCACGGUUUCGGGCCGCGGGAGGAAGCCAGAGCGAUGUGCUCCGUCAAAACCCACGAGGUCAAUGCCACCGCCAAUGCUACCAUCACCAGGCGAUUGCACGGAGUAGUCACGUCUAGGGAGCUCCACAGCGCCAUCCAGCGGCUAGAAGUGAUCAUCUUUGGGCAGAUGCAGCAGUUAUGGCAGAGCCUGGACGCGCUCCGAACUCAUUUGACGAACGAUAUGAGAACCUCAUUCCCCGACAGACGGACAGUCUCAUUUCGAUACAAGCCUGGCAUGACAUAGCAAGAAUUUCCAAAUUUUUUAAAGAAAUUUGCUAAGUGUAUUAAUGAUUUAAGGAAGAAUAUGACCUGACAGGUCAUACAUAUUUCGGAUAAUAAAGUUUGUGCUAUGGAACAGCUUAAUCCGUGCGUUAAAAAAAGAUGUGCCGAAAAUUUUCAAUCGGACGUUCUGUUCAAUUCAACACUGUUUUAUCGCUUACUACUAUGGAUAAAAAAAGCCCAUGGAAAUGUGUAGGUACAUCACAAAAGUUAAAAUUUCGCGGAUUCAAACGUCCGUAUUAAUGUGCUAACUGGAUUUGACACUAGGGGCGCUGGCGUGGAGAAAUAUCCAUGACCAAGACAAAUUUGGCGAUUGUUUCUCUGAGCAGGUUUUGCUUUAAUCUCAGCCAAAACUGGCGGCGCCAACUAGUGAGCGAAGAAACGGUAGACCCCCAUAUAACUAAUUUGUUUCGUAUAUACACAGUCAGUAAAAAUAAAACAAAUGAGGUAAUAAAGUUCAAUUUAUUAACAAUUAGUAACCUGAAUCAGGGGGUAACCGACGAAGUUCUAAAACAUGUCUGACUGUUCGAACUCCGUCGGGAAUAACAAUAAAAAUACGUUAGUUUAUAAUAAUUAAGUUAAAUGUUUGUAAGUCUAAAUGCCAGUAUUAAUAAAUAUUAACAAAUUAAAAAAAAAAAACAAUUUAAGUAUUAUGCCUUUCAUAUCCGCCUCCUCAAAUUAUAUUA
Molecule: messenger RNA, 1349 nt
Organism: Plodia interpunctella (Indianmeal moth)
Lineage: Eukaryota; Metazoa; Arthropoda; Insecta; Lepidoptera; Pyralidae
Exons: 3
Coding region: 185-628 (147 amino acids)
Source: RefSeq, a predicted model, not a curated record